This is a messenger RNA of Gekko japonicus, 267 nucleotides long. RefSeq names its product intraflagellar transport protein 57 homolog. Lineage: Eukaryota; Metazoa; Chordata; Lepidosauria; Squamata; Gekkonidae. The annotation marks the transcript as partial. The transcript is spliced from 3 exons. Gene Ontology annotation, biological process: non-motile cilium assembly; intraciliary transport. The record is from RefSeq and is a predicted model, not a curated record. Gene Ontology annotation, cellular component: centrosome; intraciliary transport particle B; Golgi apparatus.
GAUUGGAGAAUCCAUGUAGAUCAAAUGCACCAGCACAAAGAUGGAAUUGAAUCUGCUUUAAAAGAGACCAAAGGCUACCAUGACAAACUUCAUAACGAAAUCAGCAGAACCCUGGAAAAAGUCAGCAGCCGGGAAAAAUACAUCAACAACCAGCUGGAGCAUUUAGUUCAAGAGUAUCGUUCUGCCCAGGCCCUUUUGAGUGAGGCCAAAGAAAAAUACCAACAAGGAAGUGGAGGAGUAACAGAGAGGACUAGAAUUCUCUCAGAG